CACCAUUCCUCAAACGCCACCACCGCGCCGCAUCGCCAUGUACGUCGUUCACCGAGACUCGAAGUCACCGAUCAUGCGGUCGACGACGUCCAAGCACCGGCAAUAUGGCACUCUUCUUGCCGGGAUGGCCUGUCUUGGCCUCAUGUUCAUCUCUGGCGCUUGGUCCCACCGCGAAGCCACUGUCAUCGCCCGCCACUUGACUGGAGUUGGGCAUACGGAACCACCGUGUUUGACCGAUGCGGACUGCACAGGAGCUGGAUCGGUGAACCGGUCAAACGUGUGCGUCGAAGAGGUGUGUCGCCCACGGCCGCUCUUCCCGUUCAACUCGGUUGACCUGGCCGGCACCCUUAGCGCUUUCAUCUGCAUUGUCAUCUCAUCUGGUGGUGGCCUUGGAGGCGGUGGUUUGCUCGUCCCUCUAUAUAUCAUCGUGUUGGGCUUCAACUCACACGACGCAAUUCCGCUGUCCAAAGCCACGAUCUUUGGCAGCGCCGUGGCGAGCUGCCUGCUUAACAUUCGAAAGAAGCAUCCGCUGGACCCCCAAAGGCAACUCAUCGACUACGAGGUGAUGGUUAUGAUGGAGCCCAUGACACUGGCCGGCACGAUCAUCGGCGUGAGCAUGAACAAGGUUUGCCCCGAAUGGAUCAUCACGAUGUUGCUCGUGGCGCUGUUGUCCAAGACGAGUCACCGCAUGAUGCAAAAGGGCAAGACGAUCUGGAACCAAGAAGCGGUGAAAGACCGCCGUCGACAGGAGACGGUCUUGCAGCAAUGGACGGACGUCGUGCGAGCAGCCAAGAUGUCCCCUGCCGUCGUGGCAUGCGCUAAACAGUGGCUAGCUGUCACGAAUCAACGGCGCAAGAAAGAAGACGAGGCCGACUCGAGGCUGUCGUCCACCGAAGUGGCGCUGUCCAUGGCCAAUCCCAUCGACGACGAAGACUCGGAUUUCGACGACGACAAAGUGUCCGACGACGAAUUCCUGCUCAAGAAAGCACAUUUGAUGUCACUGAACGGGGUCGUGAUCAAGCCGCCGCAGGUCGCGGCGUUGGAAGAGCUCCACGAGUACAAGCGGUCCAUUCCGUGGGGCGAUCUGUCGGUGCUGCUCGUCGCGUGGAUCGGGUUGUUUGCGUACUCGAUCCUCAAGGGGGGGCACGGCGCCCCCAGCAUCAUUGGCCUCGUCUGUGGCAGUAUGGCGUACUGGAGCUUGACCAUGCUCGCGUUUCCGUUCUUCGUGUCUGUGACGAGCUACUUUGGAUUCAAGAUCCUGCAUCGGCAUGAACUCAUGCAAAGCUGCGGAUAUGCCUAUGUCCCAGGGGACAUUCAAUGGAACCGCCGCACGACGUUGAUUUACCCGUCGUUGUGCACGGUCGCCGGCGUGGCCGCGGGCUUGCUCGGCAUUGGAGGUGGCAUGGUGAAAGGGCCGUUGUUGCUUGAAAUCGGGCUGCACCCGCAGGUGGCGUCGGCCACGUCCACCGCGAUGAUCCUGUUUACGUCGUCCGCCACCACGAUCCAAUUUAUCGUGCUGGGUAUGCUUCCGUACGACUAUGCCGCUUGGUACGGCGCCGUGGGGUUUGUGGGUGGGAUCGUGGGCCAGCUGGGCCUGAGCUACUUGAUCCGAAGGUUCCGCAAGACGGCGUUCGUGCUGUUUGUCAUUGCCGGAGUCAUCGGCGUCAGUGGGUCGGUCAUGGGGGUGUUGGGCGUCCGAGACAUCCUUAACCACGGGUUUCGAGGGUUCCGGUCUCUCUGCUACAACGUCUAGACCUCUAUAGUGUUGCUGUAUUUAUCACGGAAACUAUGACAUAUACGUAUAUACUGUACCGUCU
Molecule: messenger RNA, 1817 nt
Organism: Aphanomyces astaci
Lineage: Eukaryota; Oomycota; Saprolegniomycetes; Saprolegniales; Verrucalvaceae
Exons: 8
Coding region: 38-1753 (571 amino acids)
Biological process (GO): protein ubiquitination
Cellular component (GO): Cul4A-RING E3 ubiquitin ligase complex; membrane
Source: RefSeq, a predicted model, not a curated record